Molecule: messenger RNA, 5931 nt
Organism: Hemiscyllium ocellatum (epaulette shark)
Lineage: Eukaryota; Metazoa; Chordata; Chondrichthyes; Orectolobiformes; Hemiscylliidae
Gene: man2a2
Product: mannosidase, alpha, class 2A, member 2
Exons: 22
Coding region: 167-3694 (1175 amino acids)
Biological process (GO): protein deglycosylation; mannose metabolic process; N-glycan processing
Cellular component (GO): Golgi membrane
Molecular function (GO): carbohydrate binding; alpha-mannosidase activity
Source: RefSeq, a predicted model, not a curated record
CCGUGCCGGCCCCAACCGCCACGCUGAGGUGACGGAGGUGUCCGUGUCUGCAGGCCUCCAGACCGCGCCUGUCCUCAGCCCGGCCGCGGUGACACAGGGAACAAGCCGGGUCUCCAGCUGUAGGGGCUUGCGGGGGGACCAUGUUGCUGCUCGGCUGGGCGCUGGUAUGCGGCCGUUGAGACUGGGCCCGCGGAGUGGUGGUGGAGGCGGCGGCGGCGGGAGUGCGGGAAGCCGGGACACCCGCAGGAUGAAGCUCAAGAAGCAGGUGACGGUGUGCGGCGGCGCCAUUUUCUGCGUGGCCGUCUUCUCGCUUUACCUGAUGCUGGACCGCGUACAGCACGAACCGGAGCGGCGGCAGAGCGGAGUCAGCUUCCCCAGGAGUCAAAUUUCAGUACUGCAGAAUCGCAUUGAGCAGUUGGAGCAGCUUUUGGAAGAAAAUCACCAGAUAAUCAGUCACAUUAAGGACUCUGUGCUGGAGCUGACAGAAAAUGCCGGUGGUUUCGCUGGCCUGCUUGCUUACCAAGGAAAUGGCUCCUGGUCUUUUCCUGGAGGCAAUCACCCAACCUUUCUGACUGUGUUGCCACAGGAUUGUCAGUUUGCUCUUGGGAAUAAAAGACAACAAACAGACCUGCAGAUGCUGGAUGUGUACUCACUUUUGAAGUUUGAUAAUGUGGAUGGUGGUGCUUGGAAGCAGGGCUUUGAGAUCACAUACGAUGCACACGAAUGGGAUAAUGACCCAUUACAGGUUUAUGUUGUCCCCCAUUCUCACAACGAUCCCGGCUGGAUAAAAACAUUUGACAAAUAUUACCAGGACCAGACACAGCAUAUUCUGAAUAACAUGCUGCUGAAACUACAGGAGGACCCAAAGCGCCGUUUCAUCUGGGCAGAAAUCUCAUUCUUCUCCAAAUGGUGGGACAACAUAGACACUCAGAAAAGGGCUGCUGUCCGCAGGUUGGCAGCUAAUGGUCAGUUGGAGUUUGUGACAGGAGGUUGGGUCAUGACAGAUGAAGCCAAUGCGCACUAUUUUGCAAUGAUUGACCAGUUAAUCGAAGGACAUCAGUGGAUGGAGAAAAACAUUGGAGUGAUUCCCAAAUCUGGCUGGGCGAUUGAUCCUUUUGGACACAGCUCAACCAUGUCUUAUCUGCUCAAGCGAGCGAACCUAACCAGUAUGCUGAUCCAGCGAGUACAUUACUCCAUCAAAAAACACUUUUCAGCCACCAAAAAUUUGGAAUUCAUGUGGAGGCAGACUUGGGACACUGACUCAAGCACAGAUAUCUUCUGUCAUCUAAUGCCAUUCUACAGUUAUGAUGUCCCUCAUACUUGUGGACCUGAUCCUAAAAUCUGCUGCCAGUUUGACUUCAGGCGCCUCCCUGGAGGGCGAAUCAGCUGUCCGUGGAAAAUCCCACCGAAACCAAUAACCAGUAUCAAUGUAGCAGAGAGGGCAAAUUUGCUUUUGGAUCAAUACCGGAAAAAGUCCAAGUUGUUCAAGAGCAAAGUGGUCCUGAUUCCAGUUGGAGAUGACUUUCGUUAUGACAAUGCUCUGGAGUGGGACCAGCAGUUCCAGAAUUAUGCAAAACUUUUUGACUACAUGAACUCUCACCCUGAGCUUCAUGUGCAAGUGCAGUUUGGAACACUAUCUGAGUACUUUGAUGCUGUCUAUAAAAAAUACGGUGUUAGCCCAGGUAGCAAGCCUCCAUCCUACCCUAUCCUCAGUGGAGACUUCUUCACCUAUGCUGACCGUGAGGACCAUUAUUGGAGUGGAUAUUUUACCUCCCGACCCUUCUAUAAGAAUCUAGACAGAGUCCUGGAAUCGCACCUCAGAGCAGCUGAGAUCCUCUACAGCUUUGCCUUAAAUCACGCUCGACGCUUUGGUGCAGACAGUAAAUACCCAGUUUCUGAUUAUAGCUCACUAACAGAAGCUCGCCGGAACAUAGGCUUGUUCCAGCACCAUGAUGCCAUUACUGGCACCUCAAAAGAAGUGGUGGUUGUUGACUAUGGGAUCCGAUUGUUUCACUCCCUUAUGAACUUGAAACGAGUGAUAAUUAAUGCAGCUCACUUCUUAAUACUCCGGGACAAAAGAGACUACAAAUAUGACCAGUCAUCACUUCUGCUGCACAUGGAUGAUAAACGGCAAAAUCAUGACACAUUACCAGAGAAGGUGGUGAUAAAGCUGGAGUCUCUUCCCAGAUAUGUGGUUGUAUUUAAUCCUGUUGAGCAAGAACGCCCCUGUGUUAUUUCUGUUCUUGCUACCUCUGCCCAGGUCAGGGUUACAUUAAUCGAUGGAAACAUUCUUCCCACGCAGGUCAGCGCUGUGUGGAAAUCACCAACCGAUAUGGUAACUGACAUAUAUCAGAUCUCCUUUGUCUGUCGACUCUCUGCCCUGAGUCUUGCUGUGUUUCAGCUGACUGAAUCAUUUAAUUACCGUGCAACGGUAAAAUCCAAUGUGGUCAUCUAUCUGCGCAACAGAGAUGUGACUGUGAGCAAGAAGGAGCCAUUCAGUGUAAAGAUCUUGGAGUCAUCAACUGAUGAUUUCUUUAUCGAAAAUCAGCACAUGCAAGUGUGGUUUAAUGGAGUGACAGGAUUAAUGGAGACUAUCAAACGGAAAGAUGACCAGCAGAAGCAGAAGGUGCGGAUGGAGUUCAUGUGGUACGGGACACGGUCAUUUAAGGAUAAGAGUGGCGCAUAUCUCUUCCUUCCUGAUGGUGAAGCUAAAGCCUAUGUUUCCAAACAGGCUGCGAUCACCCGCAUUACCAAAGGUCCAUUGUUCUCUGAAGUUGUUACCUUCUAUCAACACUUCCACCAGAUAGUUCGUCUCUACAAUCUGCCAGGAGUUGAGGGACUUUCGUUGGAUGUUUCCAUUGUUGUUGACAUUCAUGACCAGAUAAACCGAGAGCUGGCAAUGAGGCUGUCCACCAAUAUUGAAAGCGGAGACACAUUCUACACAGAUUUGAAUGGGUUUCAGAUUCAAGCGAGAAAAUAUUUCCAGAAGUUGCCCCUUCAGGCCAACUUCUACCCGAUGUCAACCAUGGCCUACAUUCAGGAUGAUCGAUUCCGUCUGACACUACAUGCUGCACAGUCUUUGGGUGUGUCGAGUAUUCACAAUGGUCAAUUGGAGGUCAUUCUGGAUCGUCGUCUCAUGCAGGAUGACAACCGGGGCUUGGGACAAGGAUUAAAAGACAACAAAGUGACCUGCAACAGAUUCCGUAUCUUGCUGGAGAAGAGAUCAGCACCAAAUAAAGUUCAGGAUAGUCAGCCUGUGAGCUUUCCCUCCCUGCUAAGUCACAUGACCUCGAUGCACCUGAACCAUGAGGUUCUGGCGAUGCCAGUUACUCCAAGGCCACAGACUGUUCCACCCAUCAGAAGCUGGCGUCCACUUGCAGCUCCUAUACCCUGUGACUUCCACAUGCUUAAUAUGAGGACCUUACAGUCUGAGGUGAUUUCUGCUCCUGGGUUAGAGUUGGCGCUAAUUCUUCAUCGGAAAGGAUUUGAUUGUGGGCUGGAGGCCAAGAACUUGGGUUUCAAUUGCAGUACCACCCAGGGCAAGCUAUCACUGGAGGGUCUCUUUCAGGGCUUGGAUAUUCAGAGCGUGCAACCAGUGUCUUUGUCCCUCCUGUACCCCACUGAGCCCUUCAACAACAGCUUCGUCUCCAUGAGGCCGAUGGAGAUUUCCACAUUCCGCAUCCGGCUGGUUUGAAUAACAGUCCAGCGCUUCCAUACUUAAAGCUAGGAAAUAAGAUACCAACCAGCUGCAGCACAAACUGUUGGUCCUUCAAUCCAUAAACCCCUAGGGGAGGGAGGAUGACGGAGUGGUGGGGCUGAUGUGGUUAGCGCUACAAAACGUGGAACUGAGGACAAAUUUACUGGCAUCUGAAUUUGUGACUCAUGGGUCAGAUUGCAUGUGCAGUGAAAGCACAGCAGUGAAACCCCAUUAUCAAUGCACUUUUAAAAGAAAAAAAGGUGUAGAUACAAUUUGUGCAUAUACCACUACAAUGUAUGAGAGUUUUAUAAGCAACCCUGAUUUCAUUGUCAACUCAACCUUAAAAAUGACAAAAUAGAAUCUUUGGCAUCUGAAAGGAGCAGGGGCUUUGCUUGUAACGCAAAAACCAAGCAAUCCAGAACAAAGAUGAGUGUGAAUGUAACACUGUUGUGCAAAGGCUUUGAGGCAGUCUGCAUAUUCAUAAUCAUUCAAUGGCCAAGUCUGCAAACCAACCUGAGCAGGCAAAGAAAACCUGUGUUCUGAUCUGACUAAUAUGCAGUUAAAAAUCACAACAAGGCUGGCAAUGGACUUCUCAAUGAAGAAUCAUUACACUUGAAAGCAAGACAGGGUGGUCUUUUUAAAGUAUUUUUUCUGUUGCAGAUAGAUGUAACAGCAACUGAACUUAAACUCCUUAUUAGCCAGAGACUCUUGCUUUCUCAUAUAUUUUGUGUAAAUAUCUUGGAGCCAAUACAAUAUGCCGUUAACAUUAGUUAUUACUUUCAAGAAUUGUCCCCUGAGAUUUGACUGAACCUGUACCUGUUCUGGGACACUUAAACACGUUGGCUUCAUUCAUACACAUUUCUUAGGGUAUGUGUGCAAUAAUCUCUCGUUUUGCUGCGUGUUCUGAACUUAGUGGCGGAAAGAAUCACUUUGAAAUAUUCGCAUUGGAGAGUAAUAAUCUGCAGAAAUGUGAAUGGAGACCAAAGUAGAAAAUGCAACCACUGACCUGAUUGAGGGAAUGCAAGUUGGUGUUCUGGAAUGGCUGUGCCACUGCUAUCAAAGUUCUCCAACUGAAACAUUCUUUCAGAAUGUUGAAGGAUUCACUUUGUGUGCUUUCAGCAUUUCUAUGUCUGGUUUUCAACAUUCAGGCAUUCUUCUUUUAGUGCAAUGUGAUCAAUUCAUCUCUCUUGUCCUUGUGCAGUAGCCCUGAAAUCAACAUUUCUGAAGGUCUGCCUUUUACAACAAAAGGGAUUUGAAUGUUUUGGAAGUGAUCAGUUGGUUGUCUUAAAAAGAAUGUUGACAGCUACCGUGGAACAUUUGGAUAACUGACUGUUGGAAAUUCCUAACAUAAAAUGAAGAAAAAUCCUGCGAACAUUUUGGAAAUAUCAUGGAAAUAAUUAGACCUGAAAUUAAAACUACUGUUGAAUUGUUUUUUUUUUGCAUUGUAAAUUUAUCAUGUUCUGAGUAAAACAUCAGUGUCAAAACACACCUGUGUAUUCUUGAAAUUAAUUUAAUCCAGCAAUGUGAAACAACUUUUUCCAUGCACUGAUCAUAACUGUUAAUUAAGGUUAGUAGUAGGUGUGAGCAGUUGUGACAUACCUACUCGAGCUAUGGGGAAAAUACCAAUGAGCCAGGGACUCAGUCCCUCCAGGAUGUUUAGGGGACAUACUGAGUUAUAUAGCACUGUGGUGGUACAUGAGAAAAGGGGCAGCAGGGCUGUCACAGGUAUAGCAUGCAGGUUAUGAAUUAAGAUUGGGCUACCAAGGUCUUGUGGCACUGGUAGUGCUCUAGCAUUGGGCUAGGUAGGUGGUUCAAAUCCCAUCUGCACCAGAACUGUGUCAUGACAUCUCUGAAUAAGUUGAUUAGGGAAAUACCUGCAAUUAUAUGCUGCCAUGACACUGUGCAUUCAAUGUAUACACCUUUGCAGACUGUUUGCUAUUGUCAUUUGUUCUUAUUGUGACAUCCUUUAGUUUGUAAGGAUUAUUUUGCAGAAAUCUAAAACUGUGUUUAAUAGUAUAUGCUCCUGACCUACAUCAGGUUCACCUUUGUUCCAUAUGUAAAAGGUUUUGUUAUACUGAUUAGACCUGGAAUGUCUUCAGCUUGUGCCCUACUGCGUUGAGAUUGAAGAAUUGUCCACUUGUCAGAUAUCAAAAUUUCUGUUAAGAGGGGGAGAAAAACCCAACUGCUGUAAAUUCUAAAUUCAAAGUCAUCAAAUAAAACAUUACAGAAACUGA